AUGAUCAUCGAUUACAUAAAUACAAAGAUUAAAAGAAGGUCCCAUUCUACAAGUACUGGACAAACUGGACAGGAUUCAAUGUAUGAUCUCAAAAUGCUUCAAUCACGUGAAUUUAAUGACUCGUAUGCUCAUAGUGUGAAUUUGCAUUUAAUCUAUUUAGCUCUGGUGUCUCGACAGUUUGUGGAAAUGACAAAGGCAAGAAUCGAAGGAUUAAUAGCAACAUUUCCAAAGCUUCUUGGGACAGGUAAACAACAUACAUUUGUGGAAACAGAAUCUGUGCGGUAUGUUUACCAACCUUUGGAAAAAUUGUAUGUUCUUCUGAUAACUACCAAAGCUAGCAAUAUACUCGAAGAUUUGGAGACAUUACGGCUCUUUGCACGUGUGAUACCGGAGUAUGCUUGUGGUACCGAUGAAAACGAUGUACUGACACAUGCUUUCCAACUUAUUUUCGCAUUUGAUGAAAUCAUAGCUCUAGGCUAUAGAGAAGAUGUCAACCUGUCACAAAUUCGAACAUAUACGGAAAUGGACUCACACGAUGAACGAGUGUUCCGUGCUGUACAGGAGAACAAAGAACGUGAUGCUAAAGAGCAAAUGAAACAGAGAGCACGUGAGCUACAACAAGCCCGACUAGAAGCUGGAAAACGCUCAGGUGGUAUGAAUCUUUCAGGAUUCUCUAAUUAUCGUGGUGGGAAAGGAAUGGGUGGCCUGUCAAAUGAUUUAAAUGAACCUCGUGUAAUCGUCAUGAAAGAUCGUUUGGGAGAUGGGAAUACGGAUGUUCAAAGUUUGCCUACUACAAAUUCAGCAACUAUCUUAGCAUCAGUGAAACGAAGUGGUAUGCAACUUGGUGGUGGCCAGGGUGGUUUAAAAAGCAUUGAUCAGUUUGUGAAUCGUCUAAAAGCCGAAGGUGAAGUGGUCAAUGAAGAUGUUAUGAAUUUAGUUAGCGGAUCAGACGGAGCAGAUAAAGUAACGAGUACUAAUCCAACUUCUGCUUCAACUCAAAAAUCUCAUGUUAAAAAAGAAAAUCUGCAUUUACGAAUUGAGGAGAAGUUAAUCGUUCAAGCUGGUCGUGAUGGUGGUUUAGAAAGUAUGGAGUUGCAAGGUACAAUGUUUGCACAAGCUAUCACAAAUGAAGCUUGUGAAGCGAAAAUCCGAGUGGAUACAAGUAUGUGUACAAAUCCGCCCAAUGAACAUCGGCCACCUGUUCAACUUCAAACACAUCCUAAUAUUGAUAAGAAAACUUUCAUGUCCACUGGUUGGAUUCAAAUCAAACCAGGAGGUAAACCAUUUCCAAAUGGUCAAGAAGUUGGUAUAUUAAGAUGGAGAUUUCAAACUUCCGAUGAAGCUGCUCUUCCUAUAACUGUUAAUUGUUGGCCAAAUGAAAUACCCGGUGGCUUUGAAGUAAAUGUUGAAUAUGAACUACAAGAUUCUGUAUUAGAACUGGAGAAUUUAGUUAUGUCAAUCCCAUUGCCUUCUUCAGCUAAACCUCCGUUAAUUGGUAAUUGUGAUGGGGAAUAUGAAUUGAGUCCACGUAAAACUCAAUUAGACUGGCGUAUACCCAUAGUUAACAGUGAUAAUUCAUCUGGUUCCCUCGAGUUCACAUUAAAAACAGAACGUGGUGCACAAGCAGAACAAUUUUUCCCGUUGAAAUUAAACUUUGGAUCAAAUAAAUCAUACUGUGGAAUUCAGAUAAUAGAAGCUACUGUAAGCAAUCAGGACACCCCGAUCAACUUUUCAUAUGAAUCCAAUUUUCAUACGGAAAAAUACGAAAUUAGUUAA
Messenger RNA from Schistosoma curassoni, 1776 nucleotides. NCBI's taxonomy places the organism in Eukaryota, Metazoa, Platyhelminthes, Trematoda, Strigeidida, Schistosomatidae. The record is from the annotation of a GenBank genome assembly.